UUUGUACCGGCAACCUCGCCUAUCUGCAUCAUGAGCUCUUUCACUCCGAAGCUGAGUCUGGCUCUCAAGAAGAAGAAGAAAGUCAACAAGAGAACGAAUCCGAAAAAAUCUGAUCUCAAGGAAGCCUUUGGGGGCAUAGAGGCUCGUUCCGAUUUGCAAAGCAACCCCAUCAGCGAGGAACGAACGGAACUUUUGGUCAUUCCCGCAGGUGAAAACAAACUCAAAUUUCAUCAUGAAAUAGAUGCGAAUAUAAAGGUAGAAGAUUACGCGGCAAUGAAGGCUUUGCAGGAUGAGGCAGACGGAGGAAGACGCGGAAAAUUGGUGAAGUCGAAUGUCCUCUCCACUCUAGUAAUUCAAGCAAAUGAGGACACGUUUCAACAAGAAACGGAACAAUUCAAGGCCGACAUAGACACACUACCAGAGGAACCAACUCUCGACUCAGAGCAGUACCGAAGGGUCCCCAUCGGUGACUUUGGAGCAGCCAUGCUGCGAGGAAUGGGCUGGAGUGGAGACGACGUCUCGUUGAAAAGUGGAGGUGACGCUGAGUUGGCUAUAUCACGACCGCAUCGUCUGGGUCUGGGUGCGACCCCCAAAUUGGACGCGCCAACAUCAAAGCGAACCCGGCGGCCGGAUCAAGUAAAACGACAAGAAGCUUUGGAAAAACAACAGGAGGAAUAUGCGCAACAGCGGGAAAAACAACUUGCAAUGGACAAGCAACGGACGAUUCAGAAUGGAAGUAUCGUGAAGGUUAGAAGAGGAAAACGAGCACGAGUUUUACAAUUGGUUGGAGUUCCUGGAUUAAAUAUGGUGAAAAUUCAAUACGAAGGCCAUUCAGAGCCAUCUGUUGUAAAACGUGGAGAGAUUGAUCAGCUGCUAUCCAGAGAUGACUUGGACAAGAUACCGUAUAAAGAUACCCGACUAAGAGACGUCACGGUUCGAACGAAAGAAACUGAUGUUAACGAUGCACUAGAUAGAAAAGGUCCAGAUAGAAUUCGCCCGCAUGUGGAGGAUGGAGACCGGAAUCGAAAACAAGAUAGGGAUAAAAAAGGUGCCGAGGAGCCCCCAUCGAAAAAGCCUCGCGAAGAAAGACGCCCAAAAUGGGCAAUAUCCAAUAUCCGAGUGCGAAUUGUUUCCGAACGACUUGGAAAGCGGUAUUUCAAAGAAAAGGGCAUUGUUGCAGACGUGACGCCGAAAGGACUUACAGUAGAGCUCGCCAACGGAACGGUCCUGGAUCAGGUUCCGGAAAGGUACCUCGAGACAGCCUUACCAAAAGUUGGUGGGAAGGCAAUUGUGUUGACUGGAUCUCAUCGAUUUGCAAAAGGUCAACUCCUUGAAAGAGACUCACGAAAAGCGAUGGCAGUUAUUCAGUUUUAUGAGGAUAUGCAUGUCCAGAGCGUCCCAUUAGACGAUGUCGCUGAAUGGUGCGGGCAUCUAGACAACGAUCUCGGCUAA
Phaeodactylum tricornutum CCAP 1055/1 is the source of this 1452-nucleotide messenger RNA. RefSeq lists its product with no specific name. Gene Ontology annotation, biological process: mRNA splicing, via spliceosome. The record is from RefSeq and is a predicted model, not a curated record. The transcript has a single exon. Bases 31 to 1452 code for a protein of 473 amino acids. Lineage: Eukaryota; Bacillariophyta; Bacillariophyceae; Surirellales; Neidiaceae. Gene Ontology annotation, cellular component: spliceosomal complex.